AUGUUAGGUGAUGUCAAUAUCUCCGCCAUCUUGGAUUCAUUUAGCGUUAGUUAUGAUAAAAGAGUAAGGCCUAAUUACGGAGGUACACCGGUGGAGGUGGGAAUCACCAUGUACGUCCUUUCGAUAUCAUCCCUGAGUGAAGUCAAAAUGGUACAAAAAAACCCGUUAAAAAUUUUUUUUUAUUAA
This is a messenger RNA of Pediculus humanus corporis (human body louse), 186 nucleotides long. RefSeq lists its product as uncharacterized. NCBI's taxonomy places the organism in Eukaryota, Metazoa, Arthropoda, Insecta, Psocodea, Pediculidae. The record is from RefSeq and is a predicted model, not a curated record. Gene Ontology annotation, molecular function: extracellular ligand-gated monoatomic ion channel activity. Gene Ontology annotation, cellular component: membrane. The transcript is spliced from 2 exons. Gene Ontology annotation, biological process: monoatomic ion transport. The coding region runs from base 1 to 186 and encodes 61 amino acids.